Molecule: messenger RNA, 678 nt
Organism: Lachancea meyersii CBS 8951
Lineage: Eukaryota; Fungi; Ascomycota; Saccharomycetes; Saccharomycetales; Saccharomycetaceae
Source: the annotation of a GenBank genome assembly
AUGUCUCGCAGCUUUUACCAGGACGACGCGAAUAAGUCGAAAUCUAUUGAAACACCAUUGGUGCCAGAUUUAGUGACUCUCACGGAUAUCACAACUACCACUCUUUCAAAUGGAAACCAGAUUUACAACUCCAAGACAUUAGACGAGUGGUUUAGCGCAGUGCGCGGCACUGUGGUCCACAAUUAUCAGAUUUACAAGUCCGAACUCGAAACGCAGAAAAGUGCGGUUUCAAACGAGUACCAAAGUCUCAAAAAACAUGUUUCUGACAACGUAUUGACGGACUCGUACGAAAACCAAGAGUUGCUGGUUCCAGCUAGUGUUUUAGCCGUCGGUGCAUUUUUCGGUGGUCGAGUGCUUAGCAACCGUCGCAACUGGGGGGUCUCGUCUUCAUUAGCAGGUCGAAUCUUCACAAGUAUUCCAAGCAGAAUGUUGCUGCCCUGCACGCUAGCAGGUGUAGUGUUCUCUCAGGUGACUCCAGUGACUUGGUCGCAAGCUGUGCGUGUUGUGGAGCGUGAUCUUGUGCCAGAUGAGUGGGUUUCAGCAUAUCAUCAGACUUGGGAAUCUAUGCACACCGACGGCGUCGGUAAGAAGUGGACAAAAAUGACAGAAAUUUUGGAAAAAUCCCUUCAAAGAAGCAUACGCACCUGUCGGGAGUAUGUCAUUGGAAACCAGAGGUAA